AUGGAAGUUGGUUUAAUAGGUUUAGGGAACAUGGGGAAAAAUCUUGCAAAAAAUCUGGAUGACAAAGGAUAUAAGUUACAUGUGUUCAACCGUACAUAUGCUAAAACAGAAUUACUUGUAAAAGAAAAUCCGAAUAUUAUUCCUUACAAAACAAUCAAAGAUCUUGCAAAUAGUUUUAAGAAUCGAAAAAUCAUUUUUAUAAUGUUAACUGCGGGAAAAAUAAUUGAUGAUAUAUGUGAUGAACUGUCAGAAUAUUUUUCUGAAGAUGAUAUAGCAAUAGAUUUAGGGAAUUCUAAUUUCUUAGAUACUAUUCGCAGAAGUAAAACUUACAAAUUUAAUUUUGUCGGUGCCGGUAUUUCAGGUGGUGAACUCGGUGCCAGGUACGGUGGAUCACUAAUGGCUGGAUGUACAGCAAAUGUGUGGGAAUCUGUAAAAAAAAUAUUUGAAGAUUUAUCGACUGAUUCACUGAUUUCUAAUACUAAGUGUUGUGAAAGGUUUGGUAAUGAUGGUGCAGGACAUUUUGUAAAAAUGGUUCAUAAUGGAAUUGAAUAUUGUGAUAUGGAUGUAAUAUCUGAAUCGUAUAAUAUAUUAAAACAACUAGGCAACGAUAAUGAAAAGAUAUCUAAACUAUUUUUAACAUGGAAUGAAAAUAAAUUAAAAAGUUAUUUACUAGAAAUAGCUGGUAAGAUAUUAGUAAAGAAAGAGAAAGAAGAAUAUCUUAUUGACAAAAUUGAGGAUUCUGCUCAACAAAAAGGGACAGGAAAAGCUUGCAUUAUUGAGGCAGUUGAAUUAAAUGUACCGGCUAUAACAGUAGUAGAAGCGACAUUUUCUCGUGUUAUAAGUUCAAGAAAAUCUGUUAGGGAAGAAUUGAGUAAAAAACUUAAAUUUAACAUUAAAAAUGAUAUUUUGAUUAACGAAGAUGAUAUACAUAAUAGUAUAUAUCUCUGUAGGGCUAUUUCUUACAUACAAGGGUUUAAUUUAUUGAGAGCAGCAUCUGAUAAAUAUAAAUGGAAUAAGAAUAUGGAUGAUGUGUGCGACGUAUGGAGCAAUGGAUGUAUUUUAAGAGGUGCUUUCCUUAAAACAAUGAAAAAAAUAACUGAAGAGCGUAAUUAUGAUUACGAAUUGGCUAAUACAUUCAUAAAUAUUUACAAUGAAAACAUUGAUAGUUUAAAAAGGCUUAUUUUACAUGCAUCGGAAAAAGGAAUACCAAUACCUACUAUUUCAUCUUGUUAUAAUUAUAUUAUGGGAAUGAGAGAAGCAGAUAGCAAUGGAAAUAUGAUUCAAUGUAUGAGAGAUUGUUUUGGUGGGCAUACUGUUAUUUUUAAGGGAGAAAAGGAAGCGAGGCAUAUUGAUUGGCUUGAAUAA
Messenger RNA from Vairimorpha ceranae, 1365 nucleotides. RefSeq names its product 6-phosphogluconate dehydrogenase. The record is from RefSeq and is a predicted model, not a curated record. Lineage: Eukaryota; Fungi; Microsporidia; Nosematidae. Gene Ontology annotation, molecular function: NADP binding; phosphogluconate dehydrogenase (decarboxylating) activity. The transcript has a single exon. Bases 1 to 1365 code for a protein of 454 amino acids. Gene Ontology annotation, biological process: pentose-phosphate shunt, oxidative branch; pentose-phosphate shunt. Gene Ontology annotation, cellular component: cytosol.